Messenger RNA from Sphaerodactylus townsendi, 1705 nucleotides. Its product is annotated as zinc finger protein 501-like. The coding region runs from base 183 to 1415 and encodes 410 amino acids. Lineage: Eukaryota; Metazoa; Chordata; Lepidosauria; Squamata; Sphaerodactylidae. The transcript is spliced from 3 exons. Gene Ontology annotation, cellular component: nucleus. The record is from RefSeq and is a predicted model, not a curated record. Gene Ontology annotation, biological process: regulation of transcription by RNA polymerase II. Gene Ontology annotation, molecular function: DNA-binding transcription activator activity, RNA polymerase II-specific; RNA polymerase II cis-regulatory region sequence-specific DNA binding.
UGGGCGGAGCUCCACACUGGGUUCCCCCAGGAGCCCCAGCAGUUAUUGCAAUAGUAGCUGAGAAGAAGGAAAAAUUCUGGUCCGGCUGCAGAUCUGGAAGGAGAGGAGUCUAAUCAAGUCACACUGCACCCAAAGCACCUUUUAAAGCGGCUACCUGGACGCAGAUCCCAUGGACAGAAGCCAUGCAGGAGCAACAUGAGAAUUCCUCUGGGUUCUCAAUCCAGGCUCAAAGAGGUGAUGAGGGACAAGAUUUCCCCACAGACCUUUCCAAGGAAUCAGAUCAUUCUGAGGAACUGGAUCAUCUGCGAGAUGAUGAGAGCGCUUCCAGAUAUUGCGCAAAGGAAGCCAUCUUUAAUUUUCACCAGAGGCCAGAGAUGUUCUAUGAAAGCCAAUCAUUAGAGGAGGUGGGAAAUUCUACUCCUUGCUGGGGAGGCUUGGACAACUGCAACGAAUCUGCCGGCCAACACAUAAUCCCCACAACAGAGACUCGAGUAAAACGGAUCAAGAACAGUAAAAGCCUCAACUGGAGGUCAGACUUUAUGAUCAGCCGGAGACUCCCUAAGAAACAGGAUAAGCCCUACAAAUGCUCUGAGUGUGGGAAAAGCUUCAGCGUGAGCUCAGACAUUAUCCGGCAUCAGAGAAUCCAUACCGGAGAGAAGCCUUACAAAUGCCUGACAUGCGGGAAAGGGUUCAACCAAAAUUCUCACCUUGUUGCGCAUCAGAGGACCCACACAGGGGAGAAGCCCUAUAAAUGCUGGGAGUGUGGGAAAAGCUUCAGUCUGACUUCAGAUUUUACCAGACAUCAGAGAAUCCACACAGGGGCAAGACCAUAUAAGUGCUCAGAGUGUGGGAAAGGUUUCAUUCAGAAAUCACAUUACAUUACACAUACAAGGAACCAUACUGGGGAAAAUCCAUAUAAGUGUCCUGAGUGUGGUAGAGGGUUCACUUCUAGCACCCUUCUCAUCCGGCACCAGAGAAUCCACACAGGGGAGAAGCCAUUCAAAUGCUCCUAUUGCGAUAAAAGGUUCUGUGCCAGCUCGAACCUUGUCACCCACAUGAGAACGCAUACUGGUGAAAAGCCAUUCAAGUGCUUGGAAUGUGGGAAGAGUUUCAGUCAGAAAUCUACCCUGAUUGCGCAUGAGAGAACACACACAGGCGAGAAGCCCUACAAAUGUUGGUGCAGCAAAAUGUUCUGCAAGAGCUCGGACCUCCUCGCCCAUGAGAGAACCCACACAGGUGAGAAACCCUACAUUUGCCCAAGCUGUGGCAAAAACUUCCGGAUGAGUUCUCACCUGAUAAGACACCAGCGAAUUCACACAGGGGAGAAACCAUAUAAAUGUUCGGAGUGUGGGCGGAGCUUCAGUGCUAGUUCCCACCUUAUCAGACACCAGAAGAUCCACUUAGGGGAAAACUGAAGAACGGCAUUGUGGCUGCAAAAAUCCCACAGCUGACAUGAGAGGGGGUAUAAGUUUGUACACUCCCUUGGACACUAGUUCCAUCAGAACUAGUGGGACUUCUAAUAAAUGUGUUUUGGACAGCUUUCUCCUGCAAUAUGGGGCCAGCCUCCGUUAUUGGGACUCUCAAACAAAAGUACUCACCCAAGGACAAAAGGUUAGGAUUUUGCCCUCCUCUGUAUAGUACUUACCAGCCUACCACCUGUACCUCGUGGCUUCUUCAUCAUUAAAUGGGGAUGGCCGUACUCUAA